Molecule: messenger RNA, 447 nt
Organism: Argentina anserina (silverweed cinquefoil)
Lineage: Eukaryota; Viridiplantae; Streptophyta; Magnoliopsida; Rosales; Rosaceae
Product: mitochondrial import receptor subunit TOM7-1-like
Exons: 1
Coding region: 44-265 (73 amino acids)
Biological process (GO): protein import into mitochondrial matrix
Cellular component (GO): mitochondrial outer membrane translocase complex
Source: RefSeq, a predicted model, not a curated record
CACAGAGAAACCAAUCGAGAGAGAGAGGCUCGCACGGAGAUCAAUGGCGUCUAGGGUUAGCUUGAAGACCAAGGGCAAGUCCACCACCAAGGGCUCCAAGGGUUCCGACGACGGCUCAAUCUCUCAGUCCGUCAAGGAGUGGACCAACUGGACCAUGAGGAAGGCCAAGGUCGUCGUUCACUACGGCUUCAUCCCUCUAAUCAUCAUCGUGGGCAUGAACUCCGAUCCCAAGCCACAGCUUUCCCAGCUUCUCAGCCCCGUCUGAGAUCCGAUCGCGUCGGGUCGGGUCGGGUCAGAUCAGUGGGGUUCAUGGGUCGUCUGCCCGCUCCGUAUUUGUCGAAUUGAUAUGGUCUGUAUUUUAGGGAGGUGGUCUAAGACAAUGUAUGCUUUGGCAUCAUGAAAUUGGGUUUUAAAUUUCUAAUGAGAAUUUCGCGGCUUUUUAUGAUA